CUAUAAAUGCAACCACGGAAGCACAUUUCAUGCAAAAUAAGACCAACGGAAUUGCGCUUACACACUCUCUCUCUCUCUCCUCUCGCCUCUAGUUCUCUCUUCUCUGGCUCAGUGUGUCCUGAGGCCUAUUCGUUUCUCGGGGAAAUGGAAAAUCAGAGCGAUAACGAUAUUGAAGCCCCGAAGAUGUCAGUCCUCAAUUGUAUUGAUCUCUCCAAUCCUGACAUUCACCAAUCCGUUUCAUUGCUUAAACAGGCGUGCUUGGAUUCGGGGUUUUUCUACGUUGUAAACCACGGGAUGAGCGAGGAAUUCAUGGACAAGGUUUUCGCACAGAGCAGAAGAUUGUUCGGUCUGCCAUUGAACGAGAAAAUGAAGCUUUUAAGGAACGAGAAACAUAGAGGCUACACCCCUGUUCUUGACGAGAUUUUGGACCCUGAAAACCAAACUCACGUAGGAGAUUACAAGGAGGGAUAUUACAUAGGAGUGGAAGUAGCUGAAGACGACCCAGAAGCGGAAAAACCAUUUUAUGGGCAAAAUGUUUGGCCUGCGCCAGGACUAUUUCCUGGAUGGAGGGAGACAAUGGAGAAGUUUCAUCAAGAAGCUUUGGAGAUCGGGAGAGCAGUUGCUAGGAUAAUAGCUCUUGCACUUGACCUGGAGGCUGAUUUCUUUGACAAGCCAGAAAUGCUUGGCAAGUCUAUUGCAACCUUGCGCUUACUACACUAUGAAGGUCAAUUGUCUGAUCCCUCAAAGGGAAUAUAUGGAGCUGGAGCCCAUUCUGACUUUGGUUUGAUUACUCUCUUAGCAACAGAUGAUGUCUUAGGUCUCCAAAUAUGCAAGGAUAAGGAUGCUAAACCUCAGAUAUGGGAAUAUGUACCACCACUAAAAGGAGCAUUUGUAGUGAAUCUUGGUGACAUGCUGGAGCGCUGGAGCAACUGUGUUUUCAAGUCCACGUUGCACAGAGUUCUUGUGAAUGGUCAGGAGAGAUAUUCUAUUGCAUAUUUUGUGGAACCUUGUCAUGAUUGUCUUGUCGAGUGCUUGCCAACCUGCAAAUCAGAAAAUAACCCUCCCAAGUUUCCUCCAAUCUUAUGUCAGACUUACCUUAGCCAACGCUAUAAGGAUACUCAUGCUGAUCUGAGUAGAUACAACAAAACUGAAGCAUAAUAAUUCAACCAAAAUAUGAUUUGGGAGAUCUACAAACCUGAACAGCCAGCAAAUAAUUCUACUGAAACAAGUUAAAAGCAUAUAGCCAGACCAGUAGAGGUCCUUUCUAUACAAGUUUUGCAUCUUUAUACGUAUAAGGGUUGAUCAUCAUCCAGAGAUCAUAUAACCUUUUCUACAUGCUUACGUUUUUCUAAGCAGCUCGAAUGGUGUAGCGAGCUUUGUAUGAUGGUGUUCCUCUGCCAUAAGUGAGGGUAAAUAAAUAAAUUCGGGGUACAAUCCUCUUUAGAAA
This is a messenger RNA of Juglans microcarpa x Juglans regia, 1447 nucleotides long. Its product is annotated as 2-oxoglutarate-Fe(II) type oxidoreductase hxnY-like. The transcript has 11 exons. Lineage: Eukaryota; Viridiplantae; Streptophyta; Magnoliopsida; Fagales; Juglandaceae. Bases 7 to 1158 code for a protein of 383 amino acids. The record is from RefSeq and is a predicted model, not a curated record.